Molecule: messenger RNA, 1281 nt
Organism: Medicago truncatula (barrel medic)
Lineage: Eukaryota; Viridiplantae; Streptophyta; Magnoliopsida; Fabales; Fabaceae
Product: 60S ribosomal protein L5
Exons: 9
Coding region: 157-1065 (302 amino acids)
Biological process (GO): ribosomal large subunit assembly; translation
Cellular component (GO): cytosolic large ribosomal subunit; ribosome
Molecular function (GO): 5S rRNA binding; structural constituent of ribosome
Source: RefSeq, a predicted model, not a curated record
UUAGGGUUUGAAUUAGACAAAACCAGCCCAAGCCCAAUAAUCCAUUUUAACCCGACCCAUCGAAAUCAAUCUAUAUAACCAAAACCUUGCCUCUCAAACCCUAGCUCCUUCUCACUCUUCCCAUCAACUCUUGCGGAUCCAGCUGCGUCUGCAACAAUGGUUUAUGUUAAGGCUCAGAAAUCCAAGGCUUACUUCAAGCGUUACCAAGUCAAGUUCAAGAGAAGAAGAGAGGGGAAGACUGAUUAUCGUGCUCGUAUUCGCCUGAUUAACCAGGAUAAGAACAAGUACAACACCCCCAAGUACCGAUUUGUUGUCCGAUUUACCAACAAGGACAUAGUGGCACAAAUAGUGUCUGCUAGUAUUGCUGGUGAUAUUGUUCUUGCUGCUGCAUAUUCUCAUGAGCUGCCACACUUUGGUCUGAAAGUAGGCCUUACAAAUUAUGCUGCAGCUUAUUGCACUGGACUCCUCUUGGCCCGUCGUGUUCUGAAGACACUUGAGAUGGAUGAGGAGUAUGAGGGCAAUGUUGAGGCUACUGGAGAGGAUUAUUCAGUUGAGCCAGCUGAGUCUAGGAGGCCGUUCCGUGCUCUCCUUGAUGUUGGUCUUGUUAAGACCACCACUGGAAACCGUGUCUUUGGUGCCUUGAAGGGAGCCCUAGACGGUGGUUUGGAUAUUCCUCACAGUGACAAAAGGUUUGCUGGGUUUGACAAGGAGAAGAAAGAGCUCGAUGCUGAGGUUCACCGCAAGUAUAUUUUUGGGGGACAUGUUUCUGCCUACAUGAAGACAUUGAUUGAGGAUGAGCCUGAGAAAUACCAGACUCACUUUAGUGAGUACAUUAAGAAAGGAAUCGAGGCAGAUGGCCUUGAGGAGCUUUACAAGAAGGUUCAUGCUGCAAUUCGUGCAGAUCCUACAAUCAAGAAAUCCGAGAAGCAGCCUCCAAAACAACACAAGAGGUAUAAUCUGAAGAAGCUUACCUAUGAGGAGCGGAAAGCUAAGUUGGUUUCACGCUUGGCAGCUCUUAAUGCUGCUGUUGAUGAUGAGGACGAGGACGAGGAUGACGAUGAGUGAAAGACAUUGUGUUUGCAGCCCAAGUGAUGGAUAUCUAGAACUUUUUAUGAAUUUGCAAUUAGAUAAACGUUUUUUUGAAAAUUUUUGUUGCCUGUACUGUUUAUUUUUGAGGUUAAAAUUUUGGAUAAUUACAUGUUGGCCUUUCACUGGUUCAACUUUCUGGGUUAAUGUGUUUUUAACUUGAUUUUCUCUUGCAUACAAGUUUCUUUACUUUUA